CUCACUAGAUGGUGUGCAAGCCACUGGAGAGUCGACUUCCUCCCGCGGUCAGGUUCCGAUCAAAACAAAUCUGGAAAACUACACGGAACGCCAUUUCUCGGGGUCUUCGCGGAGGAUUAAUAUAUUUUCAUCCAGAUAUUUAUAUUUUUAUUUUUGAUAACGGCGCGGAUCGUACUCCACUCGGCGGUGAUGGACAUAAUGAUUGCAGUGCAGGAUGCGUGCGUCUCCGGUCAGUGGCUCACCGCUAUAAUUCUUAGUCUUUGCUGCUUUUUACCGUCGUGUUUGCCCGCUGGACAAACUGUGGACUAUACUACGUCCAGCGAGAGUGUGGUCAGCAGACAGGGAGACACCGCGCUGCUCAGAUGCUACCUGUUGGAUGGGAUCUCAAAAGGAGCAUGGUUGAACCGUUCCAGUAUCAUUUACGCAGGGAAUGACAAGUGGUCAGGGGAUCCUCGCGUGUCCAUUGUAUCAAACGUGGGGGAUAAACAUGAAUACAGCUUACAGAUACAGAAAGUGGAUGUAACGGACGAGGGCGUCUACACCUGCUCAAUACAGAGCGAACGUAAUCUACAUCCAAAGCUCAUUCAGUUAAUUGUAAAAGUUCCCCCCAAAAUCUAUGACAUUUCAUCGGACAUUACGGUAAACGAAGGCAGCAACGUUUCACUCAUCUGCGCAGCCAGUGGGAAACCAGAGCCCAAAAUCUCUUGGAGACACAUCAGCCCUUCAGCCAGGAAGUAUGAAAGCGGGGAGUAUUUAAAUAUCACAGGCAUCACUCGGGAUCAAGCAGGAGACUAUGAGUGCGGAGCUGAAAACGACAUUGCUUCACCUGAUACCAAAACUGUGAGAGUCACAGUCAACUUUCCUCCAGCAAUCCAUGAGAUGAAAAGUCACGGGGUCCGACCCGGUCAGGUUGCCCUGCUGAGAUGUGAGGCAGCAGCUGUCCCUUCUCCAGUUUUCGAGUGGUACAAGGGAGAAAAAAGGAUCAACAUGGGCCAAGGAAUCGUCAUCAAUAACCUCAGCUCCAGAUCGGUUCUCACAGUGAAGAAUAUGACACAGGACCGCUAUGGCAACUACACCUGUGUGGCUGUCAACAGGUUGGGAACAGCCAACGCCAGUGUGCCUCUGAAUCCACCCAACACCGCUCCGUAUGGAAGUACAGGAGGCGCUGAAGUCCUGCUGGCCUGCCGGUACCUGAUCCUGGCUCUCUCUUCUCUCGUCAGCGUUUACUAGCCCUGGGGACGGCCAUACACAAUGACUGUAAAGAACCCUUUUGAGCAUUUACAGAUCCUUUGACAUUGCUGAUGGCUGGAUCCAAUCUGGUACAGUGUGUUUGGAAAGCGGCGAGGGAUUUUAAUCAGCAUUGCUUAUGUUGGGAUGGUAAUUUUCUUCUGUGGUGUUUGUCAUCAUGUAAAUACAUGCGGUUUUAGGGGGUUUGUUUUCCGUUCUUCUCUUAUUUCCUUUUUAUUUUUGUGAAUCAGCACACAUUGUCCCCCUUUCGAACGCUCUCAAAUUAACUGAAAUCACACUUUGGGAAAGGGAGGGCUGUGACAUUAGUGUCUUUGU
Danio aesculapii is the source of this 1563-nucleotide messenger RNA. It is a transcript of the gene negr1, whose product is annotated as neuronal growth regulator 1. The coding region runs from base 190 to 1230 and encodes 346 amino acids. Gene Ontology annotation, cellular component: neuron projection. The transcript has 7 exons. The record is from RefSeq and is a predicted model, not a curated record. NCBI's taxonomy places the organism in Eukaryota, Metazoa, Chordata, Actinopteri, Cypriniformes, Danionidae.